Messenger RNA from Pyrgilauda ruficollis (rufous-necked snowfinch), 3540 nucleotides. RefSeq names its product transcription initiation factor TFIID subunit 4-like. Gene Ontology annotation, molecular function: protein heterodimerization activity; RNA polymerase II general transcription initiation factor activity; DNA binding. The transcript is spliced from 16 exons. The record is from RefSeq and is a predicted model, not a curated record. NCBI's taxonomy places the organism in Eukaryota, Metazoa, Chordata, Aves, Passeriformes, Passeridae. The coding region runs from base 1 to 2511 and encodes 836 amino acids. Gene Ontology annotation, biological process: DNA-templated transcription; transcription initiation at RNA polymerase II promoter. Gene Ontology annotation, cellular component: transcription factor TFIID complex.
AUGGCGGCGGGCGCGUCGGACCCACUGGAGGAGAUGCUGCUCUUCUCCGAGGAGGUGGACGAGAAGGCGCUCAGCGACCUGGUGGGAUCCCUGGAAUCGCAGCUGGCUGGCGGCCGCGGCCCCGCCGAGCCGCCCCCGCCCAGGACCUCCGCCCCGUCCCAGCAGCCGCAGCAGGGGAGCCUGGCGGGGGGCAGCAGCCCCGGCCGGCAGCAGCACGGCCGCCCCGCGCCCCCUCCCGCGCCCGGGGCAGGGGAGGCGGCAGGGCGCCCCGACAGCGCGGGGAGUCGAGCCCCCGCCCAGGGGCCUCUCCCGUCCCCAUCUCCCCCGGCGGCGGCGGCAGCGGCGGCGGGGAGGGGAGCGAGUGCGGGCGCUGCCCUGCCCGCCGCCCCCCAGGCCGUGUCGCCGCGGCCGGCGCUGGGCGCUGCCCCCCGGAUCGUAGCCCCGCAGCUGAUCGUGCGGCCGCCGCCGCAGACCACCAUCCAGCUGCCGCCCGGCUUCACCAUCCCGCCCGGGAUGGUCCUGGUGCGCACGGACGCCGGGCAGCUCGUGAUGGUGCCCCAGCAGGCUCUGGCACAGGCUCAGAUGCAGGCCCAGGUGCAGACACAGGGACAGGGUCCUGCCAACAUGUCACCCAGGCUUUCUGUGCCCACAACUGGCCCUGUUUUUCGCCUGUCAACAGCUCAGCAGCCAACGUCCGUGGCCACCUCCAGCGUCCGCCUGGGCCUCCCUGUGCAAGCCAAGGUGGUGCCAUCCACAGCGGCGCCCGCCAGCGCCACGGCCACGCUGCCAGGAGGGGCUGUGCUGUCACACACCACGGUAUCAGUAGCUACGACAAGCGCUCAAAAUUUGUUCAAGACGACGGUAGCAAGUGGAACUUCAGCUCCCCAGCAGGCUGCAGUGCUCAGCAGCGCCCAGAGCCAGGGCUCGGGGCAGCCCCCGGGGCAGCCUCGGCUGCCGCUGCCCCCUCACACGGCAGCGCAGGUGCCAGCGCAGCCCCUGGUCAUCCCCAGCUCGCCUGUGCCCGGAACCACCGUGGUGUCACAGGAAAUGCAAGAGAAUGUGAAAAAAUGUAAAAACUUUUUAGCUACCCUUAUAAAACUUGCUUCUCAUAAUUCACCAUCUCCUGAAACGUCCCGCAAUGUGAAAGCUCUGGUUCAAGAUUUGUUGGAUGCAAAGAUUGAUCCAGAAGAAUUUACAGGCCGCCUUCAAACAGAGCUCAAAUCAUCUCCUCAGCCAUAUCUUGUACCUUUCCUUAAGAAAAGUCUACCUGCACUGAGACAAUCUUUACUGAAUAGUCAGCAUUUGGUUUUGCAAGGACAGCCGUCUCAGCAGUCACUCCAACAGACCAAGCUCUCUCAAGUUAUACCUCAGUCUGCCUCGGGAAGCAUCUCCUCUGUUGUCACAACACAGACAAUAGGAAUAAGGCAACCAAACAACAUUUGCACAGUCUCUGUAUCAAAUACAGUGCAGCCUCCUCAGGUUAAGGUGGUACAGUCAAAUCAGAGUUCUCAACUGCAGAUUAUCCAGUCAACAUCUGCUCAAACUGUGAAACGAACCCCUGCUUGCCAGACUACCCAGAUUAGGAUGCCAGUGGUAAUAACUCAGACCAUUAGACCACAAGGCACAGUAGGGAAGGCACCAACAAUACAAGCCAGUAAAAGUCCUGGGGGCUUUGGUGUUCAGGUCUCUGCAAAUCAGAAAAACAAGCUGAAUGACCCUGGAGGUGGUUCUUUCAGAGAUGACGACGACAUCAAUGAUGUUGCCUCUAUGGCUGGUGUUAAUCUUAGUGAAGAAAGUGCCCGAAUUAUGGCUACCAACUCUGACUUGGUUGGCACCCAGAUCCAGUCCUGUAAAGAUGAACCCUUUCUUGCUGCUAUACCUCUCCAUAAACGCAUACUUGAAACGGCUAAAAAACUAGGAAUUACUGAUGUGCCAGCUGAGGUCGUUACUUUUAUUUCCCAUGCAACACAGAGCAGAUUAAGGACAGUGAUAGAGAAGGUGACAGUGAUAACCCAGCACCGGAUGGAGUCAUACAAAGAUGAUGAGUGGUACGAACAAGCCACAGAUGUCCGAUCCCAGCUGAAGUUCUUUGAGCAGUUGGAGCGUUUGGAAAAGCAAAGGAAAGAUGAACAAGAGAGGGAGAUUUUGCUAAAGGCUGCCAAGAGUCGCUCAAGGCAAGAAGACCCAGAGCAAGCUAGACUGAAACAAAAAGCAAAGGAGAUGCAGCAGCAGGAGCUGGCCCAGAUGAGGCAGAGGGAUGCCAACCUGACGGCGCUGGCAGCCAUCGGCCCCCGCAAGAAACGGAAGCUGGAUGCUCCUGGCCUGCUCACCAUAGGAGGAGAGGGCGUGGGGGUGUGCGGGGGCAGCCAGGCCGGGCUGGGCACGGCCUCCCCCCGGCAGUACCCCCGGCAGAAAAUCACACGAGUCAACCUCAGGGACUUCAUCUUCUUCAUGGAACAGGAGCGGGACAUGAGCCAUUCUCUCCUGCUCUACCGAGCUCUGCUUAAAUAAAGCCAACAGUCCUACCGAGUGCUCCACAGAAGCUCAACUUGCUUUGAAAGCUGUCAUUUUAAUGUGCCUUCUAUUUUUUUCAGAAGUCAAUGUUCCAGUAAUUUUGUUUUGUAAAAUUGUCAGACACAUGCAAUAAAUUCCCUUUAUGUAAAAACAUAUAUAUAUAUAUAUAUAUAUAUAUAUAUAAAAAUAUAUAUAUAUAUAUAUAUAAACCACAAAAAAAAUGUGCAAAAGGUUUUAAAAUGUUAACUCCACAAAUAAAAUCAACAUCAAGGUCUUGCUCCAUCUGGCCAUUUUAGGUAAGGCUGAAGUAGCUGGUGUUGAAGUUACACAAAUGCAAUGGCUGACCUAAACCAUCUCCUGGCCAGGCCUGGGACAGGUUCACAGGAGUGGGUCCCAGCCUUGGUGUUCACCUGAGUGUUCACUCCUGGUGCUGGGCUUGUUUUGUUUCCAGUUUACUAGCACUGUCUCACUAACCAUGGUGAUACCUGUUGCUAUUUAACUUAGUUGUAAUGGCAAUUUUUUGCACAGCCAAGAGACUAGCCACUGCACACUCCCACAAAUUUGAUAUAUUUAGGACUUUUGCUUUUACUGCACAGCUCAUUUCUUGAGCCUUUUGCUGAACCAAAUCUUAAGUGUAUGAAAUCUGUGUGCAGGCUCUCAGCUGAGUUACCUUGACUUGCUUCCAGUUGUUUUCUAAAUCUCAUCAACCUUUUGCGCAUUUGUAGCAGCUGGUUAGUAACAAGAUUCAAAGUUGGGUUUUAUUUUCUAAAAAAUGUUAAUUUAUUUAUUGCAAAUAGUAUGGUUUAAUGGUGGUUUUAAAAGAGAAUAUUGUUGGGUAAAGAUUUUAGAGUAUUCUAUAUGGAUUUUUAAAGUCGCUGUAAAGGUUUUCGGGGGCCGCGUCCACUCCCGGAGUGGGGAGAGCGGUGAGCCCAGCGGCACCUGGAGCGAGGACACCUCUGCCUUGGACACCGCGCCACGGCUCCUGAGCAGGCUUUGAGCAUGAGGAGCAGCUGUAAGUACCUAAAG